Messenger RNA from Pieris brassicae (large cabbage white), 835 nucleotides. RefSeq names its product chymotrypsin-2-like. Gene Ontology annotation, biological process: proteolysis. The record is from RefSeq and is a predicted model, not a curated record. Lineage: Eukaryota; Metazoa; Arthropoda; Insecta; Lepidoptera; Pieridae. The transcript is spliced from 5 exons. Bases 72 to 794 code for a protein of 240 amino acids. Gene Ontology annotation, molecular function: serine-type endopeptidase activity.
AUUAGUUUUCUUGUAUAAAUAGAACCACUGAUGUUAAUUUUGUGUCCAAAAAUAUAUAAUCUACUGCUAUAAUGAUUGCUGUAUUAGGUUUUUUACUUCUUACAUUCGACUUUGCUGUGGGAAUAAAAGGUGGCCAAAAUGCCGAGGCAUCAGUGCCCUACAUGGCUUCUUUACAAAUCGAGGAUAGACACUUCUGUGGCGGCGCAAUUUUAUCUUCCAAAUGGAUACUAAGUUCAGCUUACUGCACUCAAACCUAUUACUAUAAUACAUCGCUAGUUACAGUGGUAGUGGGUAUCUUGAAUACUCUUGAGAGAGGUCAGUCGUUUCAAGCAGACAAAAUAAUAGUUUACGAUGACAACUUCUAUGUAAAGAAUGAUUUAAGUCUGGUCCGAGUUAAAGGGGAGAUGAAAUUUAACAAAUACGUUGCUGCGAUCGAGCUGCCAGAGCGUGAGCCUAAACCUGGAACAACGGCGGUGGUUAAUGGUUUUGGAAGCCAAGAGCGUUACGGUGAAGUUCUCAGACAACUGCAAACCCUCAAUAUGUCCACAUUAUCUUUAGAGAAAUGUAAUAGCUUAUACACGGACAGAAGGCGACCAUUGCAUAAAGAGCAACUCUGUGCUGUUGGUGCAAAGAAAGAAGCCAGCGUGUGUCUUGGAGACAGCGGUGGGCCGCUUUACAAUGGAAAGAAUCUUAUAGGAAUCGUUUCAACAACCAACAGCUGUGGCAGAAGCAAGCCUAGUAUUUUCACAAAUAUAUUUUACUACACAAAGUGGAUUAUGGAUAAUAUGAAUUAGAUAGUAAAAUGUAUUUAUGCACAAAUAAAAACCAAAUCCUA